This is a messenger RNA of Chroicocephalus ridibundus (black-headed gull), 2457 nucleotides long. RefSeq names its product GTPase IMAP family member 1-like. Gene Ontology annotation, molecular function: GTP binding. The record is from RefSeq and is a predicted model, not a curated record. NCBI's taxonomy places the organism in Eukaryota, Metazoa, Chordata, Aves, Charadriiformes, Laridae. The coding region runs from base 905 to 1939 and encodes 344 amino acids. The transcript has 2 exons.
GGUACUGGGAGCAUGGCACGGACACCAAUGGUGGCAUUCAGAAGUACCGGGAGUGUGGCAUGGACACCUGGACACCCACGGUGGCAUUCAGAGGUACCAGGAACGUGGCACAGAUAUUUACGGUGGCAUUCCGAGGUACUGGGAGCAUGGCACGGAUGCCAAUGGUGGCAUGUAGAGGUACCAGGAGCAUGGCACGGACAGCCAUGGUGGCAUUCAGAGGUACCAGGAGCAUGGCACAGACACCCGGGCACCCAUGGUGGCAUGUAGAGGUACCAGGAGCAUGGCACGGACACUGAUGGUGGCACGCAGAGGUACCAGGAGGACGGCAUGGACACCCAUGGUGACAUGCAGAGGUACCGGGAGCAUGGCAUGGACACCCACAGUGGCAUUCAGAGGUACUGGGAGCACGGCACGGACACCUGGACACCCAUGGUGGCAUUCAGAGGUACUGGGAGCAUGGCACGGAUGCCAAUGGUGGCAUGUAGAGGUACCAGGAGCAUGGCACGGACACCGAUGGUGACACGCAGAGGUACCGGCAGUGAACCGGCACUCCGGGGCACACCAGUCCUGCCCACCCCACAACUUUGGCUUCUAAUCAUCACGUCAGCCGCGCGGCCGGGGCUUUGUGGUCGGCGCAGGGUCACGCUUCAGGGCGAGCGGAGGGGCAGGCAGGAAGCGGGGGGCCGUCUGACGAACCUUCCCCCCGUCUGCCACGUGCUCCGGCUCUGCCCUUUUUAGACCCCGUCUUCCCGCAGCCCCGGCAGCGUUUCGGCAGCCUCGCGCCGUGGGGAGCAGCCGGCGCCCCGAAGGGUCUUCGUGCCGCCCCGGCUUCAACCCGAGGACUUCGCCACAGGCUGCCACCGCCGUCGCCGCGCGUGGUGGCUCCAGCAGCCUCCGAGGGGACAUGGUCUCUGCCACCCUCCAGCUCUCCGCCGGCACCCCCAAGAAGGAGCCCGAGCCCCAGGACAAGCCUUGCCCCCAUGGGCAGAGCAAGACCCCGUCCGGCCUCGCUCCGAGCGCCGGCAGAGGGGCACCAGGAGAAGGGAAGGACUCCACGGCUGCGGGGGGGAAGCCCCGGCUGGGCGCAGCACCAAGCGUGGCCGUGGCCAUCCAGCGCGUUCCCAUUCCCGUGCUGCCCGGGGACAGCGAGGGCUCAGGGCUGAGGCUCCUCCUGGUCGGGAGGAGCAGGGCAGGGAAAAGCUCCACCGGGAACAUCCUCCUCGGAGAACGCGUGUUCAGGUCCAACUUUGGCACCCAGACGGUGACCUCGAGCUGCUCCCAAGCGCAAGGGCGCUGGGGCGACGAGGACGUCACGGUCAUUGACACGGCCGAUAUCCUCAAUCCGAGAAUUGCCAUCGGCCAGGCGUACAAAGAAAUUAGUCAUUGCGUCAGGCUGUCCUCCCCGGGCCCCCACGCGCUGCUGCUGGUAACCAAGCUGGGCCAAUUCUUCGAGGAGGACACGAAGGCCGUGCAGAGGCUGCAGGACAUUUUUGGAGUCCACGUUUUGAGGCACACCAUCGUCUUACUCGCUCACGCAGAAGAGGCGGCGGAGGGCUCGCUGCAGGAGCACCUGUGCUCUGACAGCAGCAACGCGCUCCUGGACCUGAUCCUGCAGUGCGGGAGAAGGUACUGCAGCUUCCACACCAGAGCAGUCGGUGCCCGACGGGACCAGCAGGUCGCCAAGCUGAUGGCAAUGGUCUACCAGGUGGUGCGGGAGAACGGGGGCAAGUGGUACGGCAACGCCAUGUUCCUGGAGCCCUCUUUAACGCAGGAGAAAGUGGAGUAUCACAUGGGGAGGCACAAAGCGGAGAGGAAAAUGAUGGAGCGAUCCUCAGCUCUGCCAUGCCGCAUGCUUGUGGGUUUCAAGGUACUUUUCUUUGUUUUUGCUAUGGUUUUCCUGAAUUUCCUUCUUGUUCCCAAGUCCCGUAUUUUGUGGUGAUGACGAAUCAGAGAGACAUAGGAACAUGGAGGCUGGCAGGGACCUCUAGAGAUCGGCCAGCCCAAGCCCUGCUCGAGCAGGGUCCCCCAGAACUGGUUGCUCAGGACCACGAACCCGUUGGGUUUUGGACACCUCCAGGGAUGGAGACACCACCACCUCCUUGGGCAGCCUGUGCCAGCGCUGCGUCACCCUCAGUGAAAAAGCUUCCUGACGCUUAAAUGGAAUUCCACACGUUUCCGUUUGCGCCCACCCCGUCUCGUCCCGACACCGGGCACCACUUGGUCCCCAUCAGGUGCGGGCAGGAUCCCCUCGGCUUCCUCUUCUCCAGUCCCGGCCUCUCCCCAUCUGUCAGAUGCUUCGAUAGCCCGGUCCUCUUUGAUGGACCCGCUCCAGCGUGUCCACCUCCGUCUGGGACACGCACUCCGCUCCACGGACACGCGCCGCGCUCCAGCCCAGGGAGUCCUCAUGUAAUCACCACGUAUUUCCGAGGGAGAUUAUAAACUAAAUAAACUUCUCUU